Molecule: messenger RNA, 1721 nt
Organism: Acanthaster planci (crown-of-thorns starfish)
Lineage: Eukaryota; Metazoa; Echinodermata; Asteroidea; Valvatida; Acanthasteridae
Source: RefSeq, a predicted model, not a curated record
CCUCUAAAGCACUUGGUUUGACACAGUGAAUCUUUUGUUGUCUUUUCGGGAAAAAAAUAGCCAUGGGUGUUUGGGGCUUUUGCACUGGCUUGAUUCUGCUGGUGUCUUGCGCACCCCGAGCCUGCAUCGGAGGCAGCGGGAAUCUCUUCGUUACCCACGGGGCGGACCGAGCACUGAUCGGCCACACUCUCCUCAGCAGACCGGCUGGGUCCCUGGUGGCAUGCGCGGUGCAGUGUCAUAGGCACGAUCGCUGUCUGUCUUUCAACUUCUACCACCACCAUGGAACGUGCCAAAUGAACGACGCCAGAAUGGAGGAAUUCCCAGCAAGCUUGCAGGCGGCUGUUGGUGUCUUAUACUUCGGUGGCCUGGAAACUUUGGAAAGUGAUGCACAACAGCCGGGUAUAUUGGAUGAAAGUUCAACAGCUAGGCAAAACGUCGUGACGAAUCGACCAACGGGCAGAGGUUUCCCCGUGCCACCACCACCCAUACACAUUGAUACCUUGGCUCCAAAGGUCAUCUGCCCCGAUCCCGUCUGGAGCUACACCAGGAGCAGCCAAACUCCCGUCCAGGUCGUCUGGGCACCGCCAACCGCCUGGGAUAACGCCGAUGGUCAGAUACCCCCGACUCAAAUCACCUGCACGAUAAACGGCACAUCCGUUGUCUCUGGUAGUUCCGUCUUCUUAUACAGUGGCGUCACGACCCCGCGGUGCGUGGCGUCCGACAUGGCCGGCAACGAGGGCUCCUGCAACUUCAGUGUUACCAUCAAAUAUUGUAGUGGUUGCCGAGCACUUGGUAUGGAAAGUGGUGAGAUACCAGAUAACAACAUAACUGCUACCUCAAGCUUAAUGUCCGAUGUGGCAAACUAUGGCCCGCAACUCGCCCGCCUAAAUGGUCCGAAAUCCUGGUGUGCCAACUCACCGCAGAGCGGCGAAUCGUUGCCAUGGAUUCAAGUGAAUUUGCAGCAAAAUGUGAACAUCUAUGGUCUUAUCAUACAAGGCCGCAACGCCAACAUGUUCGUGUCAACUUUCCUUGUAGCGUACAGCGAUAACAGCCGCCAAACACCUUCCCCUUUACGAAAGGAAUCCCAAAGCAUCAGACGGUUUGAUUCGGCCGAGUCUGGGCAGAUUGCGGUGCACGUCCCUCUUCAGUCGGCCUCUCGGGACUACAUCACCGCCUUGACCCUUCGACUACAACCUGCUAACUGGAAAGCAAAGAUCUGCAUGCGCUUCGAAGUCAUUGGAGUGCCUGCCGACCAGGAACCUUGAUUAACUGUAUUGCGAACGAUAUAAAGACUUUUAGAACUGACACCAAUAACAACAAAAUCCUUACCUCCUUGUGAGUUUGUGUAAAUUUUCCUGUACAGGUGAACCUAUCCAUGGACCAUUCAGAAAAAAAGUAAUGAUAACAAAGAGUUUUAUUCCAAAAUUAGAUAUACGCCAUUCAAAAUCGAGCAACGUUUCCACAAUUAUUGAAUUUUUAAAAACAAACAGAGGGUACCAGGUCCCUCGUAAUAUUAUAAUUCACUAGUCUGACUCAUUUAGUUUCCUUUUUCCCCACUGAAUGAAACCCCCAGAAACUGGCUGGAGGCAACCAUGAGAAGGUGAGAUUCAGAGGACCAAAAUGUCGCUUAUCUCAUCAUUGGUAUACCCAGGUCAAGUUGAAUAAAAAAUGAUAAAUAGAUAGAUUAAUCAAGGCGUAUUGACAAGAAUAUAAUAUAAAAC